This is a messenger RNA of Acanthoscelides obtectus, 570 nucleotides long. The record is from the annotation of a GenBank genome assembly. NCBI's taxonomy places the organism in Eukaryota, Metazoa, Arthropoda, Insecta, Coleoptera, Chrysomelidae.
GGCUAACAUUCGAAAAAGUAAUGUCGGCUUCAUGCACGACUUAACGUAACCGAAUUCAAGGAUCAGCUGUUUCUACACCAGUGUCCUCCACAUGUUACGCCGCCAAAGGGUAACUAGCUAGUGAUUUCCAGUGGUGGUCAAACAUUUUGGUGACGUCGCACCCAUUUUCUGACAUGAUUCGGGUGGUUUCGGAACUCGUCUUACCCUUGGAUAGCCCUUUCCAUACUGUUCUAUGCUGGUAUUGAGUAUCAACAUCCUUCGAGGAGACAUUCGGAAUGAAGAUCGUCAUUUAUUUUAUGGAUACCCAAUUAAUUGUCAAUGUCAUAAGGUGUUUGUUUCCCCCCAAUUGGUGUUUUAUGUGUUUCUUUAUUGAGGACAAUUUUGUUUGCCUUCACCCAUUAACAGUUUGUGUAAAACUAUUUUUGAUUCACAUAUCAGUGAUUAUAUUUGUAUGCCAGUCAGUCCUCUACUACAGAUGUAUUUCUUGUUAUUUUAGUAUUUAUGUUUUCGCAAUAAAUAUACAUGGUCAAUUAACAAGAAAUAGUGCUUGCAUGAUAUUGCACUGAUCAG